Molecule: messenger RNA, 309 nt
Organism: Colletotrichum truncatum
Lineage: Eukaryota; Fungi; Ascomycota; Sordariomycetes; Glomerellales; Glomerellaceae
Source: RefSeq, a predicted model, not a curated record
AUGGCCAAGCGCACGAAGGCGCUCGUCUCAUGGCUAACAACCGCACAGAAGGUCGGAGUUACCGGCAAGUACGGUACCAGAUACGGUGCUUCCCUGCGUAAGCAGGUCAAGAAGAUGGAAGUGUCCCAGCACGCCAAGUACACCUGCACCUUCUGCGGCAAGCCUACCGUCAAGCGCCACUCCACUGGUAUCUGGAACUGCAAGGCCUGCAAGAAGACCGUUGCCGGCGGUGCUUACACUGUUGCCACCCCUGCUGCUGCUGCCAUGCGCUCGACUCUCCGUCGUCUGAGGGAAAUCGCUGAGGUUUAA